AUGCAAGACUUCCCCCGUUUCAACGACCUACCAGCAGAACUGCGCAUUCAAAUCUGGCGGGCAACAUGUCCAACUCCCGGAAUUCACGUUUUUGAUGUCUGCAUCCCUUCUGCGCAGACAGGAUGGCGGAUAUCCCAAGCCCAGAAAGAAUUGAAAUCAAGACAUGUUGGGAACGGAUCACCAAGCAGCGUAUUUCUUGACCAAUUCAUUGCCUCAAAAGGCAAGAGCGGACUGAUAUCUCAGAGAGGCACGACCAAACAAUCUCGGCAUACAUGCAGUAAUGCAGACGCCAACUGCAGCCUCACCUCUGACCCGUCAAUCUACCUUGUCGCAGACUCCAUCCGACAAAGCUGCCUCGAAGCCUUAUCAUCAAUUCAACCACGACCAGCUGCACCCUCGUUGAAUCCUAAUGACAAGAUCAGCACCAAAAUCAACACCAUCCACCUCCCACUACGAGGUCAAGGGGGCAAACAAGUCCACUACAACAGUAUACUCGAUAUCCUGCACCUCCGUUUCGGCCCUCCAACAUCCUACGUCUCUCCCUUUGAUCCGGGCGUGCUGAAUCCCAACGACGGCUCCGAAGACGCCUAUCUCCGUAUUUUCAAGAGUGGUCUGUCAGACGUGCUGCUGUACCCCUGGAGCGACGAAUUUACAUUGACGCUGCAGCAUGCAAGACGAAUUGCAGUGGAUAUAGCAGAUUUACACCUGGAGAUUGGUUUGAGUCCAAGAAACAGGUUUACACGCGAGACGGUCUAUCAGGAAGUAGAAUUUUUGGCGGCACGGUUGGCGAAGGGGCUGGAGGUGCUGUAUGUCGUCGAUUAUUGUGCUGGGAGCUGUAGAAGUCGGGAGAUGGAUGGCAUGAAAAAUACACAGGGAGAGUUGCGAAGGAUGUUGGCGUACGCAACUGGCGAAAGAGAACCGGAUGUCUUUCAUGGGAACGGGGUAACAUAUCGGGAGAUAACAUCUCUGGAGAGCCUUGGCUGGAACGAGGAGACUCCGAUGUUCAUAGUGCUGAAGAUGUUUGCUGAAGCCAUCCGAGAACAGCAGGGAGAAGAAGAUCAAAGUUGCUUUCAGGGAGUUAGAGUAUUGGCUUGUCAGACAUCGGGGUCCUGUUGA
This is a messenger RNA of Aspergillus nidulans FGSC A4, 1116 nucleotides long. RefSeq names its product 2EXR domain-containing protein. The coding region runs from base 1 to 1116 and encodes 371 amino acids. NCBI's taxonomy places the organism in Eukaryota, Fungi, Ascomycota, Eurotiomycetes, Eurotiales, Aspergillaceae. The transcript has a single exon. The record is from RefSeq and is a predicted model, not a curated record.